ACGACUUUAUCACUUCUUCCAACUGACCACGACAUCUUCCUCUGCUGAAACAGUCAAGAUCAAUCUCCUCUUCCUUGACGCACUCGCUUUUACAUGAUCGUUCGCUAUAAGGCAUAACUCCAGUGCGAGUCACAUCCCGAGCUUGUUUACCCGCUUCGCGUACCCGAUCUCAGCUCUUGCGACAACACCUGCGCUCGUUCAGACACCGAGUCCAUGCCAAAUUUUCACACCUUCUGCUCAUAACACGACGAGGAUUGGAUAGAAGUCAUAGCCAGCGCAAGUUGGACGCUCAGCAGUACUGACAGAGCAACCAAAAGCCACUGCGGACCGAGAAGCCACCCCGAAGACAGUAGUGGUUACUUGCAUCCUGGCACAUACCAGCAACAAUGGCGCAUCAUCACAUGAAUCCUGAGCAGGAGCUUGAGCAGCGCAACCGCCUGCCGACUCUGAUGGAGGUUUUGGGGAGAAGGACAUUGGCUCCUGUGGACUUGUUCUCAUUCUACAUCUACAUGCGCGACCAACAGCGCUCAGUUGACUACCUUGAUUUUUGGCUCGAUGUCUCACAACAUAUGUCUCUUUGUAGGCACUACGUUCGAGAGUUGCGGCGGUCAAUGCUCGUAGACACGCCUGAGAUGGAAAAAGCCACAAGCAAAAGGUCUUCUGCCCUUCUGGGAGAUUUCGAUCUCGGCGAGGGCAUGGAUACAAGAAAGAGCGGGCAAGAGUCUAGGGUGUCGGCGAUCUUGCGAGGAGAUAAUGGAACUCGCAACAAGCCGACGAGCAGAGGCAGAGGAAACUCUUAUGACCAUUCGCCGGCCCAUAGCAUGGGUUCAUCACACUCAAGGAAUUACAGCCGGCCAUCUGCAGAUCGACCAUCUCCAUCCGAGCAAUUGCCCCAGCCUAGCUAUUCGACCCCAGAAGUCCGUACAGACUCGAAUUCGCCCGGCCAUAGUGUCGCUAGGGCCGACAUCAAAGCCAGUGCGGAGAAGAUCUUGUACACAUUCGUACUCCCUGGGUCAGAAAGAGAGAUUGUCCUGCCAGAUACAAUGCUGAACAAGAUCAUACGCGCUAUUGAGGAAGAAGGCCGUGAUGAUCCCGAAGUAUUCGACGAUGCGAAGGAUUAUGUCUUCCAGGCCAUGGAAAGAGAUGCCUUCCCUGGUUUCCUGCAGGCUAAGGCCCUAGGGAAUCUUGUGCCAUUGAGUGUAUUGAUCAGACUCAUUAUCGGUCUCUCCAGUCUAAUGGCUGGCUUCUGGGGCGGUUUUUACAUGAUCCUCAGAAACAUCUCGCGAAGUACGAGGUGUUGGCUUAUUCUGCCAUUCGUCAUCGGAUCUUAUUUCCUUGUGUCGUAUCAGUACAAACUUGAUAUUAUCACAGCAUACUUGGGCUUCUCAGAAUAUACGUGGAUGAACUGGUCAAGGGUUAGGGAACCUUUUGUCAGAAGGCUCCUCUUGACACGAGCCACCAUGGCGUUCUUUAUGUUCGCUGCUGUAGCUGUGGGACUAAGUGUGCUGUUCAUAUUCGUGCCUGGGACGAAUUUCUGAGCCGGCAGCACGCUUGGCCGAUGCACCGGGUUAUGCGAACAACGAGUUACGUCAAGGUCUCUUUUGGGCGUUAUGGAUAUCGGGACCUUUGAGCAAUGGGGAAUAGCAGGCCAGGAAUCUUGUACACAGUCGGUAUACGUUGUUGAUCUUGAAGCGCGGCGUUGAACACAAUCCCAGUUCAGGCAGCGCACGGAAAGAUUUUCUUUUCUUUCGAAAGAUAGUUAGCAAGUCCUUGCCUAGUGGGCAAGACUAAAAGGGAUGUUUCGGUUUGAUGAGGGUGAAUUGGAGCUUGAAUACAUAUCUGCUUUUAUACUUCUUUAGCUUCUGAUCCACGAGCAAGCUGGAACGAUGCUCAAAACUACCUCAUACCAGAUCAAUG
This is a messenger RNA of Exophiala oligosperma, 1917 nucleotides long. RefSeq lists its product as uncharacterized. Gene Ontology annotation, cellular component: plasma membrane. The transcript is spliced from 3 exons. Bases 387 to 1538 code for a protein of 383 amino acids. Lineage: Eukaryota; Fungi; Ascomycota; Eurotiomycetes; Chaetothyriales; Herpotrichiellaceae. The record is from RefSeq and is a predicted model, not a curated record. Gene Ontology annotation, biological process: intracellular protein localization.